This is a messenger RNA of Stylonychia lemnae, 3408 nucleotides long. The record is from the annotation of a GenBank genome assembly. Lineage: Eukaryota; Ciliophora; Spirotrichea; Sporadotrichida; Oxytrichidae.
AUGUCGUAAUCUACACUCAAGAUUGAUAAGGGAGAAGGAAAUAGUUUAACUGAGUUUUUACUCUCUAAAUCAUCUAUGCAGUUUACUCCUUCUAUCAUAGAUCAAAGCAUUUAUGACUCUAAUUUGAUAAAAUCUUUCCACUCUAACUUUCAGUUUUCUAUAACCCCAUAAGCAAUGCCGACUAACAGUCUUUCGUAUAAACUUGACUCUAGAAUUUAGCCUCCUACUAUUUUCAAUACAUAAACUCCACCUCAAAUAAAAGAAAAGCAGGCAUAAUUAGAAAAAGAACAGCAGAAUUUAUAACCUUUACAAAACCAAGAAGGAGAGAUUAACUUGGAAAAACAUUUAGCUUAAUCAAAUUCAGAAUAGUAACCUAAGUAGUAAAAGUAAUUAGCCUUAAAGAUAAAGAAACCAGUAAAAAUAUAAAAUCAAAGAUUAUUAGCGAUACAGAAGGAAAAAUACUUGAAAAAGAAAAAGGAGGCAGCUAUUUCAAUGCUGCGAGAAACUUUUAAUAAGGCUGAUACCAUCCAUCCAGAUCAUUACAUUGAUAGUCUAGAUCUGUGGAAACUGCCAGAUAUUACCAAGUUUCUGAAGACCAAGAUCAAUUUCGAUUAAAAUUAACAGUCAAGAAUGGUAUAGUCAUUAGAUAAUAGAUCAAUGACUUUAAAGGAAUCCUAGAUAAACUUGGAGAGUUAGGAUGGAUCAACAGAUGAUCUAGAAGAUGAAUACUACAAUAUUGAUCUUGAAAACAUCAAUUAUCUGCCUGACUAGCAUCAGCUAAAGCUAGGCUAUUAGCAGAUAGAUCUAAUUAAAGAUAAUAAAUAAGGAGAAGUAUUCAAAGAUUACUCCAAGGCAGCACCUGAUAAAGACAAUUUACCUUAAAUUAGAGAUCUGUUUAUUAGACCAAAAGCAGAGGCAAGACAGCUCAAAAUAAAAUUAAAGAAAUAGAAACUAAGACCUUAAUUUGAUUAUUAGGCCGAGCAGAAAGAACUUUAAGAAGCUAGAGUUCAUAUAAAGCAAAUAAUUCUAAGUCUAGAGGAAUCAAGGAGACAUAGUAAAAGUCCCUAUAGAGAGAAAGAUUGGGAUCAAUUCAAAAAUUUAUUUUACUAUGAGAAAACAUUAAUCGAUUUAGAGGAUUAGUACUUAGCUUUCAAGAAUACUAUUAAGUAUCUAGAGGAAGAUUAGACAGAGAGUAGACUAAAGAAUGAAAUAAGAGACCUAGAUGAACAGAUAAGAUUAAAAGAUGGUGAGAGGAUUAAUAGAUAAAAACAAUUGGAACGAAAUGCUAGGGCACUCAUUAAAUCUGACGCAAAAGAUUAUAUCUAUGAGGAACAUAUAAAUUAAAUAGAGAAGUAGCAGAGGAAUUAUUUUAAGCUAACAUAAUACAAAGAAGAAUUAGACAGAAAAAUUUAGAAAACUGAGGUCAAUAUUGAAAGAAUGUAAAAAUAAAAUCAAUCUAAUACUGGUAAAAUUUAAGAUAAGCAAACAUCUUCUGUAUAUUACUCUGAUUUAGCAAAGACAUAUUCCUUGUAUGAAAAUGCUGAUGAAGAGGCUAAGGCCAGAGAGAAACAGAUAAAGUUAUUAUCUGAGAUUAAAUUUAGAGAGAUUUAGAAAUAGGUAAAGUAAAUUUAAGAAUAAGGAAAUAAAUACUCGAAAAAGCAACUAAAACAUUUGAUCGAUUCUAAAUACUUAUUGUAAGUGGAUCUAACAAAAUCUCUUAAGAAAAUCGAAGUUCAAAAUCAAAAUAUCAAAGAACAAAGAGAAAUCAUAAAAAGUCUAGAGGAAUAGCUACCUCUAGUUCUUAAUAAACAAAGUAAGAAAAAAGAAGAUGAAUAAAUGAAAAUUGAAUAAAAUAAGGACUACGAUCCGGAUGACAAUCUUUUAAAUUCAUAAGAAUUCUCUCAUAUAAUGAUGAGGAAAUUCGAAUCUCAUUCCCCUAUUGUCAUGGAUCAUGAAGUCAGGUUACCUUUAGUUGACAUUGCUGAAACUUAGCAAUCUCCUAGAUUAAUUAUACCUGUUUCCCCUCUAGCAAAAAAUAGACUUCCCACAGUAUAAAAUUCUCCUAGAAUAGAUUCAAGCAACAAUUUACAAAACAUAAGAAGCAGUGGAUAAACACCAAAUUAGGUGUAUUACAAUGAUCAUUUGCAAGCUCCAGUAAGUCCUCAAUCUAAAAAUAAAGUAACAAGUACACUAAUAGUUUCUGAUAGUCCUGCUAUAAAGAGUCCAUUAACAAAUAGUAAAAUUAAUUAAAAGAUAUCAGAAACCAAAUUUCCAAGCCCGAGGUAACAUGACCCAUUUCGCACCUCUCAUUAUAACGAAAAUCAAGAUGUUUAAUAUCCUCCUUAAUCUUUGAACCAAGUAAUAAGAAAUUCUCAAAUUAAUCAGCAUAUACGAAGUUCUUCAUAAAAGUAUCCCAACAAUGGUUUAUUACCUAAUCAAGCAAUAAAAUAAAAUACACUCAAUAUUCAUCAGAAAAAUUUGAUGAUGAUUGAAGAAAUAGAGAAGUCAUAUGAUAUUGUCAAUGAAUAUAUGGCUGAUCUUAAAAAAAACUUAAAAUUCUAGUAGGAUCAAUAGUCUUUAAGAGAAUAAAAAUUAUCAGAAAUAGAAUCUAAAUCCAAUAUGCCUUAGUUGAAUGCCAUAGAUGAUGAUCAAGAAGAUUUAAUGCAGUUGUAUAAGAUUCUUAACGGAAAUAAUAAUAAUAACCAGUAUUAAGCAAUCACAGGCUAAGGAAACUAAUCUCCACCAUUUGAAGGACCUCUAGGUGACUUGAAUGAGAGACUUUCUACUCAAGAAGAAUUCAAGUAAUUUACCAAGAUACAUACUUAAUCAAGCCACAAAAAGAUAAGCAGUGAAGAUUAAGAGGAAAAGAAGAUGCGUAAUUUCAAAAUAAAUUAAAUAUACUUCAGAAAUAUGAGGAUAUAGAGUAAUCCUAAUACCAAUCAAACCAAUAAUCAAGGAAGUAAUUUCAUUAAUUAAACAAAUAAUGAAAGAUAAUCAAGUUAAUAACCAAACGAUGGCAUUAAUAUUCAAUCUUAAGAAUCUAACUACCCAUAGCAACCAAUGAGUCUUUAGAACACUUAAGAAGCUUGGCAAGCAUUUCAUAAUUCAAGAUUUGAUGCAAAGGAAAAAGAUUUAUUUGAAAGAUUAAAAAACAAAACUUUCUCCUAAUAAAAAUAAUCAAUGGGGACUACUAACAAAUAUACUGAAAGUAAUAACAAUAACAAUAAUAAUCAUCAAUAAAAUCAAAAUGAGUCAAGGAAAUUUAACAGUGAUUUCCAUUAAUUUCUAAAGAAAAACAGCGUGCCUGACGAAUUUGAUAUUACUGGCGGUCUCUGGGGUAUCGAGUUCAUGGAUAUUAAUAAGCUUAUAAAUGUAGCUGAAAUGGCUCUGCAAAUAAAUUACAGAUGA